Bombus pyrosoma is the source of this 435-nucleotide messenger RNA. RefSeq lists its product as uncharacterized. The transcript is spliced from 4 exons. The coding region runs from base 123 to 359 and encodes 78 amino acids. The record is from RefSeq and is a predicted model, not a curated record. Lineage: Eukaryota; Metazoa; Arthropoda; Insecta; Hymenoptera; Apidae.
GUGCGUUUGUUCGUGUUACGAUAUGCGGUUGGACUUUUUCCCGCAAAACCUUCAAAAUUCACGGCUUAUUCCACAAAUUCGUCAUCUUCUUUAGUUUGUCUUGAAAACCAAACGAAUCCAUCAUGUGCGAUCAUUGCGCAAAAGUUACGAGCCAGAAGGGAUACGCAGGACAAGUGACGUGCAAAUGCGACCACGGCGAGAAGAAGAACGGCGAGGCCAAGGAAAAGGAUUUCGGUGGAUGUUGCUCGAAGAAAGCGAGAGAGGCAGCCGGUGGGUGUUGCAUGUCCGGCUGUUGCAAGGAUAAAGCGAAGCAGAAGGAACCGGAAGCUCCCUCGAAAUGUUGCGCAGAUCGUAAAUGAUGUCUCCCUGUAGAAAAAUAAAAAAAUUCUGACUCUCUAUACCGGCCAAUGUAAUAUCACUUCUUCAACAAUAAAC